AUGAAACAGAUAGAGAUUUGUCAUGAAGAAAACAAAAUCUUGGACAAGAUGCACCGACUGAAAGUUGCUGAGGUUGAGAAAUUAACUCAAACUGUGAGGGAACUGGAGAAGGUUGUCCUUGCUGCGUGGUGUGACUGCUCGGAUGCUAUUCUGCCACCACAGUUCGCUACCGCUCUGUUGCCACAAGCACAGUCGCAGGCCGCUGUAGAAUUGGUUCCAAAGAAGCCAUUGCCUGAAAAAGGCAAGCUCUUGGAAGCAGUUGUGAAAGCAGACCCUCUGCUUCAGAUUCUGCUUGUCGCCGGACCUCUUCCUGAGUGGAGGCACCCACCCACGCCACUUGAAUCCUUCGAGAUCCCACCAGUGAGAGUUCCUUCAACGCCACCACGUGCGUGGUACAAGCGUUUUGAAAAGUUUCUUUAUAAACAUACUCUAUUUUUCAAGAAGUCAUUACAAGGUACUUUCUUACUUAUAUGUGUUUAUGAAGAGGACCUUAUAUUUACCGGAAACGAUGAGGCUUUGUUGAGUUCUUUAAAGGAAUGCACGAUGAAGGCAUUUGAUAUGAAUGAUCUUGACGAAUGCGAUAUUUCCAUUAUCCAUGUUCCACUAUUAAGCUGACCAGAAAUUCAGUCUUGCACGGUCGAAGCAAACACAUUGAUGAUCGUUUCCACUUCCUCUGUGAUUUAAGUAAAGAUGAAACUGUGA
Molecule: messenger RNA, 702 nt
Organism: Cucurbita moschata (crookneck pumpkin)
Lineage: Eukaryota; Viridiplantae; Streptophyta; Magnoliopsida; Cucurbitales; Cucurbitaceae
Exons: 2
Coding region: 1-615 (204 amino acids)
Biological process (GO): cytoskeleton organization
Molecular function (GO): microtubule binding
Source: RefSeq, a predicted model, not a curated record